AUGAAAACCCUCAAAGAAAAACUGCUCCAGAAAGAAGACCUGAAUGUGGUGUUGGUGGACUGGGGCAGUGGGGCCCGAGACCUCUAUGGCCAGGCGGUACAAAACAUCCGCGUAGUAGGUCGAGUUGUCGCAAAGUUCGCCCAGUUCUUAAACACAGAGGCUGGUACUACAUUUGCAAACAUGCACCUGAUUGGAUUCAGUCUUGGGGCCCACAUUGCUGGAUAUGCGGGAGCUUACCAGCCUGGGAUUGGCAGAAUCAGUGGACUUGACCCGGCUGGACCCAACUUUAAUCUGAAUGAUCCUGCCUGCCGUCUCGAUCCAACAGACGCCCUCUUUGUUGACGUCAUCCACUCUGAUGCAGAACUUCUUGGUCUCGGUAUUGAAGAAGCAGUUGGUGAUGUAGACUUCUAUGUAAAUGGCGGGAAGGAGCAGCCAGGUUGUCCCGUUACAAUUCGUGACAUAUUUGAUGACAUAUCCGAGUUGAGCUGUAAUCAUUCCAGGGCAUGUGAACUCUACAUCGACAGUGUUGAUGAAACGCAGUGCGCCAUCACCGGGUUCCCUUGUAACAGUUGGGAAGAUUUCCUAGCCGGGAAAUGUAACGAUUGUGGUGCUCAAGAUUGCCCCAAAUUGGGUUACUCGGCCAAUUCGUCAUCACUAAAGGGCAAUAUCUACCUACAAACUGGAUCGCGGUCGCCUUUUUGUAAAUUCUAA
Messenger RNA from Asterias rubens (European starfish), 711 nucleotides. Its product is annotated as lipase member I-like. Gene Ontology annotation, molecular function: lipase activity. The record is from RefSeq and is a predicted model, not a curated record. NCBI's taxonomy places the organism in Eukaryota, Metazoa, Echinodermata, Asteroidea, Forcipulatida, Asteriidae. The transcript is spliced from 5 exons. The coding region runs from base 1 to 711 and encodes 236 amino acids. Gene Ontology annotation, biological process: lipid metabolic process.